Messenger RNA from Nanorana parkeri, 1643 nucleotides. RefSeq names its product nuclear receptor subfamily 1 group H member 4 (gene NR1H4). The coding region runs from base 158 to 1579 and encodes 473 amino acids. Lineage: Eukaryota; Metazoa; Chordata; Amphibia; Anura; Dicroglossidae. The record is from RefSeq and is a predicted model, not a curated record. The transcript is spliced from 10 exons. Gene Ontology annotation, molecular function: zinc ion binding; RNA polymerase II cis-regulatory region sequence-specific DNA binding; nuclear receptor activity. Gene Ontology annotation, biological process: bile acid signaling pathway; negative regulation of transcription by RNA polymerase II; negative regulation of inflammatory response.
UCUCAUUUCUGCACAUAGAAUCCCAACCCUCACAUUCAGAACACGUACCAGCAUUGUGUUUAUGAUAGCAUGGAACACAUUGACUUCUGCUGAAAAGCCACCUAAGGUCAAGACUACAAUUUAAAAUCAUCUGAGGUGAAUAUACUGAAGUACCUGGAUGGAAUCUGAAAUUGACCUUUCGGGAUAUUGUCAUCAUCCAGGAGACACGGGGAUAUCUCUCAUAGACGGCUCCCAAUUUGCUGGAAUACAUUCAGUGCAUGCUCAUUCACCAGACCAUGACUCACAAGGACCUUCCUUUUCUACCAGCUACAACCACAUACAGUAUUCUUCCAUCCACCAGCCACUGGUUUCAUCGCAAUAUCAUGUCAAUUCUGGAUAUUUCUCACAACAAACGGAGGACUGGUGUUCCAAUGGAAUAUAUGAUUUGAAACGGAUUCCUUCUGACAGCUUGUUUUCUAUUGACAAUGACAUUGUGGAUUUGCCACCUGCGAAGAAGGCUAGGAUUAGCCCUUGUGCUGGAAGGGUUAAAGGAGAUGAGCUGUGUGUUGUUUGUGGAGACAAAGCCUCUGGCUACCAUUACAAUGCUUUGACAUGUGAAGGAUGCAAAGGCUUUUUCAGAAGAAGUAUUACUAAAAAUGCCGUAUACAAAUGUAAGAAUGGCGGCAACUGUGAAAUGGACAUGUACAUGAGGAGGAAAUGCCAAGAGUGUCGCUUGAGGAAGUGUAAGCAGAUGGGCAUGCUUGCUGAAUGCUUGCUAACAGAAAUUCAGUGCAAGUCAAAAAGACUACGAAAAAAUGUAAAACUCCCAUCCGAAAAAUCCUUCAAUGAAGAAUAUGAGGGACUUGAUUUUAAGCAAGUGACAUCUACCACAAAACCAAACAGGGUCAAAGCUGAAUUUACACAAGAAGAGAUACAGCUGUUGCAGUAUGUGAUGGAAUCAUAUAAUAAGAAUCGACUGCCACAAGACUUGGCUUCUAAACUGGUAGAUAACUUGAGCACAGAUGACAACUUCGUUUUCCUGACAACUAUGGCUACAAGUCAUGUUCAGAUAUUGGUAGAGUUUACCAAGAAAAUUCCAGGUUUUCAGACAUUAGAUCAUGAGGAUCAGAUUGCUCUGCUGAAAGGCUCUGCAGUUGAAGCUAUGUUUCUUCGCUCGGCUGAGCUCUUCAACAAAAAGUUGCUUGAUGGCCACACGGAUGUCCUUGAAGGCAGAAUUCGGAAUAGUGGUAUUUCUCAUGAAUACAUUAAUCCCAUGUUCAGUUUUUAUAAGAGUCUCGGUGAGCUGAAGAUGACUGAGGAGGAGUAUGCACUGCUCACAGCAGUUGUGAUUCUUACACCAGAUCGGCAGUACAUUAAAGACAAAGAGUCUGUGGAAAAGCUUCAGGAGUCUUUCCUUCACAUUUUGGAAAAGCUCUGCAAGCAACAUCACCCUAACAACCCCCAACACUUUGCCCGGCUUUUGGGGCGCCUCACUGAACUGCGGACAUUUAGCCAUCACCAUACUGACAUGGUAAUGUCAUGGAGGGUCAGUGACCACAAAUUUACACCCCUUCUAUGUGAAAUCUGGGAUGUUCAAUAACGAAGGGAUGAUUCAUUGGAAAAAAACUGCUCAUUUUGGAACUCUUACUUCAUAUAUAUACAGU